AUGGUGAUGGUAAAUGGGUGGGUGGAGGAUCAAUGUCUCGAGGUGACGCUGUCGAGGGCAAUAGAAAACAUAGUUGUAGCCUACGGCAAACCAGCUCGUCGACCCAUGACUCUCGGGCUCAAUUACGGCCCGUACGUGCGCCUGAUUAAGGCGAGAACGGCGGUAAUUAGCGAGGAUUUAUCGAUAACAACGGCCGGCCGCGAUCGAUGCGCUGUUGCGGAUAAGUAUACGAUCGUAUCGUACCGGUGGGCCAUUAAGACGCUGGUUUUUUUCAACCCCUCCGCCGCCGUACGUGUAUGGCGUCACCGGGGAAAGAUUAUCGGCCGAUGGCGGGCCGGGGGCGAGCGGGGGGAGGUCCCCGCGGGCGCCUUGGUCCGGCGUCAAUUAGACGUGGGCGGGCGGCGUGUGUGGGGU
Messenger RNA from Iphiclides podalirius (scarce swallowtail), 414 nucleotides. The record is from the annotation of a GenBank genome assembly. NCBI's taxonomy places the organism in Eukaryota, Metazoa, Arthropoda, Insecta, Lepidoptera, Papilionidae.